Drosophila erecta is the source of this 1660-nucleotide messenger RNA. RefSeq lists its product as uncharacterized. The record is from RefSeq and is a predicted model, not a curated record. NCBI's taxonomy places the organism in Eukaryota, Metazoa, Arthropoda, Insecta, Diptera, Drosophilidae. The coding region runs from base 275 to 1288 and encodes 337 amino acids. The transcript is spliced from 2 exons.
AAAAAACAGCACUUGGCAAAAUACCGCAUGGGGCGGCAUUUAGAUUAAUUUGCCGGUUGUAGCUUGCAAGCAACAUUUUCAUAAAAAUUGAUUAAAGUAGGCUUAAAAUUGUAUUCGAACACAAGUCAACUGAAGACCUUUGGUUUCCCUAGUUGUUUCGUACAGUCGGAAAUUCCGAUUUCACACAAGAGUCUACAUUUCCUACUUUUUCAAAAGUUUCCACCGAAAACAUUCAACAACAAACUUCGUCCCUAACAAUACAAGGCAAAGUAAAAUGACGACACAAGAUGCUCUAAUGCUGAAUCCCAAUGUCAUCGUCCCGCUGAACUUGCCGCAAGCCAGGAGGAGAAGGAAGGUGCUUCGCCGCCUGCUAGAGAACAAGCGGACGGAACAAAAGGUGGGCCAUUUCCAUGUCGCAUUUGGUGGCGACCAAAAGAAGCCAUUGUUGAAAUGGGCAUACCUCGCCAUCGCUAUCGUCGCAGCAGUUAGCCUGGCGCUGAAGGUCACCGGCAACAUGACCACGGUGAGUGAAUUCCUGAAAAGCUACAAAAACCAGUACCACUCGAUCGUGCACAACCAGGACAACUACUGCAAUCCCGCUCAGCGGCUGGGCGACAUGGUCCUACACGCCCGCCACCAGGUACUCAACCAGGAUAAGGCAUUGGACCAGCUGGAACUGGCACUGGACAACACUAAAGAGAUCAUCGUCUUGGUGGGCACCUCAGGCGUGGGCAAGAGCCACACUGCGCGCAUCUUGCGGGAAAACUUUCCCUGGCCUGAGAACGUGAAGACACUUUCCUGGAGCGGUCAUCGUUCUUUGCGCCGAGUGAAGAGCAUGCUACCCGACCUCACAUUUUGCGGCCAGCAUUUGAUCCUAAUCGACAACAUGACGCCGAAGGAUGCACAAUUUGUGCCUGCCAUUAAUCAACUGAUAAAUGAGGGCGAAAAGAUCGCCAACCUCACUGAGCACCCGCACCAGAAGCAGUUGACCGUUGUGCUCAUCUUUAGCGUGAAUGGCAUGCAGGCCGGCGAGGCAUUUGAGAUGGAUAUGGUGACGCUUAGAAAUAUGCCACACAUCCAUGUGAUCACCUAUGCAACUCUGGAAUCCACCCAUCUGGUCGACUGCAUCCGCAGGGAAGCUGCCAUCGCGAUGGUGCAACUGGAAGAUGAGCACGUAGAUGAGAUAAUCCGGAGUAUCGAUGCUAGCGCCUCUGGCUGCAAGUCCGUUUUGGCCAAAGUCCUGCUUUACGGCAAACCAAUAAUCGACGAGUCUCAGGAAACCAACUAAGACCAAUCAAAUGACUGAUUCAAACGUUUCAAUUAAGUAGUUAUAUAAAUGUUUAGUAAGUUAGCACAUAUCAAAGGCAUUUUGACAAACCAGACGUGAUAAAUAGCAAAAUAGGUUAGAAAAAACUAUUAGGCUAGCAUCGGUAGCAUUUCAGCAAACAAAAUUUUAUGUUGCAAAACGUUCCUGUGUAUCGUAACUGUGAAUUGACCAUAGAAUUACUUUUCUAUUUUGGUACUAACAAGUUUGUGAAUAAUUCUGAAAUGAAAUUAGGCACAUCACAAAAUUUUUGUAACAUAAGCCGAUAUAUGACCUUGAGCUGUAAAAUGAUACCUCUAAGCCUUAGAAAUACAAAAUACAAAUACACCUAAGAAA